GACGUCACAGAAAAAUUCUCAUGUACGCGCAUUCCACACACACCAGGAGAUAUAUUCAGCAGCACAAGUACAGAAGCACAUUAGACUUAAGGGUUUCCACGCUCACAGAUGCAGAGGAGAAGCGGGCCCAAAGGAAAAGCAGUCACGCGGAGGUCCUGAACGCCGCACGCGUGCAAUGGGAAUUCUCGCCACUUCGAUCACAAACGACUCCAUCAUUAUACCAGUGGGAUUUUAUGUUAUCGGAUUUACGGAUUUAAAGUUUGCCGAUUUAUAUAUAGCUUUCCUCGGCUUAAUUUAUAUUGUAACGGUUUUGUGCAACUCAUUUAUAAUUUCCAUAAUAUGGAUGGAUCAUCGCCUACACACUCCAAAGUACAUCGCGGUGGCUAAUUUAGGGGUUGUUGACUUGAUGUGUAGUACAUCCUUUAUUCCUAAUGCGAUCAAGACUGUUGUCACGAAAGAUACCUUUAUGUCCUACAAUGCAUGUUUGACACAGAAUUUUUUUUAUUACUGUUCUAUAGCACUUGAGUCAUUCUCCCUCGGCGCACUUGCCUACGACAGGUUAAUUGCGAUAUGUUUCCCACUGAGGCAUAGUUCUAUCAACACACUCACAAGCAUGAUCAUUAUUUUAGCGAUUGUUUGGUCGUUUUGUGUCAGCAUCAUGGUGCUCCUUGUGUUGAUCUUGACAAAAUUGUCUUUUUGUGAUUCUCUCGUUGUGUACAACUAUGACUGUGAGUACGGAGCCCUAAUCAAUAUAUCGUGUAAUGACAAUACUCUGCAGUGGACCGUUGCUUCUUUUGCUAGCAUAUUUGUUUUUUUUGGGCCACUCAGUUUAAUCAUCAUGUCAUACGCCUGGAUUUUGAGAGUCGUUUUUAGAAUGAAAAAUGUGGAGAGCAGGUACAAAGCUCUUGCAACGUGCACAGAACAUCUCGUCGUAGUGGCGAUUUUCUACGUGCCGACGCUAACGCUGUACAUCAUUGAACUUUUCUUAUUCCUCGUCGAUCCAAAUAUGAAAAUGGUGAACUUGUCGUUAGCCUCAUGCCUCCCGUCCUGUCUGAACCCCAUUGUGUAUUCCCUGGCAACCAAAGAAAUCAGGAAUAGAAUACUGGCUAUGUUCCAGAAAGCCAAAUUAGCAGUGUGGGCAGGGCAGGCGUAGAGCCAAAGGUUGCAGUAAAAUGACAUUUUUCAAAUGAAUAAAAUCCAUUCAUUUUUAAGCCUUGGUGUUUUGCUUCAAUUGAACAUGUCUAUUUGAUGUUGCAUGUCAGUGUAGUUCAAUUGUAUCUUCAUGGAAAAGGAGACACCCCCAGCACAACCACAACCACAACCGUUUGAAAGUUCAAGUGUUGCAUUGGCAGCUGUACCUUCAUUUCUAUUUGUGUCAUUUUGUACUUUAUUUUGCUGUGGUGUUCUUGAGUAAUACUAUGAUACACCAUCGUCAUUGAGAUAUUUUUCUGAAUUUAGGGGCGACAUAGCUCAGGAGGUAAGAGUG
Messenger RNA from Anguilla anguilla (European eel), 1486 nucleotides. RefSeq names its product olfactory receptor 1D2-like. Gene Ontology annotation, molecular function: olfactory receptor activity; G protein-coupled receptor activity. Gene Ontology annotation, cellular component: membrane. The coding region runs from base 176 to 1153 and encodes 325 amino acids. Gene Ontology annotation, biological process: G protein-coupled receptor signaling pathway. The transcript has 2 exons. The record is from RefSeq and is a predicted model, not a curated record. Lineage: Eukaryota; Metazoa; Chordata; Actinopteri; Anguilliformes; Anguillidae.